Messenger RNA from Paecilomyces variotii, 721 nucleotides. RefSeq lists its product as hypothetical. The transcript is spliced from 3 exons. NCBI's taxonomy places the organism in Eukaryota, Fungi, Ascomycota, Eurotiomycetes, Eurotiales, Thermoascaceae. The record is from RefSeq and is a predicted model, not a curated record. Bases 90 to 599 code for a protein of 169 amino acids.
CAUACUCGACCACAUUUAAACCCAGAGAUUCCCAUUAUUACUUGAACACACCAGAAGGAUACAUUAGGGGGAAUCACCCAAGCUGAACAAUGGCCACUCAGGAGCAAAUCCGCAAAACGAAACUCCUACUUCGUGGGCCAGGGCUUGUGUUGAGUAUGGUAUUUCUCGUUCUGAUCAGCUAUUGCUCUAUCCAUCGUGGCUGGUGGACGGACCUUACAACCCCUCUCACUAUAGGCGUUGUAACCUCUCUGGCAACACUCAUCGUGAUGUCAGCCAGCCUCUUCUACAUGCAUCGCUCUUUUGGCGACAUGAUAUCCGGAAACUCGGGUUACAUCUUCAAGAAGAUUCCAGCGUGCACGGUUCCGAUGCUCAUUGACUUGAUACUCUUGAACGCUUGGAUAUGGACAGUCUUCUUCUCUGUGCGGCACAACAAGGGAAGAGAUACAACCAAAGGGAUGAAUCAGCCGCCAACGGCGUUAUGGACUCUCGCCAUUAGCUGUGCGGUUGCGGAGUGUAUCAUUUGCACCCUAGCCCCUGUCCACUGUUUUAUGGAAUACCGUUCCCGGUCCGUGAGGGAGAAGAGUGCAACAUCUUGGUGACCGGCUUCAGCUAUAAAGAAGCAUAUCUUACACUUGAAUUAUAGGUCACAAAUUGGGUGUUAAUUACUUAGAUCAGGGAUUCCUGCAGACUCGGGGGUCUUUGCGUUCCUUUAGUUCUUGAG